This is a messenger RNA of Neurospora tetraspora, 1014 nucleotides long. RefSeq lists its product as uncharacterized. The transcript has a single exon. NCBI's taxonomy places the organism in Eukaryota, Fungi, Ascomycota, Sordariomycetes, Sordariales, Sordariaceae. Bases 323 to 919 code for a protein of 198 amino acids. The record is from RefSeq and is a predicted model, not a curated record.
CGAGACCCCUACGAACCGAGUGACGAAUGCCUUACCCGCACCCUCUCAAAAGCGUCGGACGCCAUGAAAGGUUUUAAACCUAAGGCAAAACUACUCGUCCUCAGUCUCGACGUGGACGAUAUGGCAUUCCCGCCAGGUCUUUGGGCCAGAGCAUGCGGAAGGGGCGGCCGUCGCUCAAUGUCUCGGCGAGGUCGAAAAGAUAGUCGACAACUACGCUCCUUACUCGGCAACGGUUCGAAUCUUUUCAGAUUCACAGGAUCUGUUAAGACGAAUCCGGGACUAUCCACCUCCGAGCGAGACACCUGAUGUGAAGGACAAUAUCAUGCACCCUAUAGUUUGUACUAUAAACUGGUACUCACACUACCUUAGAGACAACCGCUGUAAGGUACAACUUCACUGGUUGCCUCGGUGCUCCACAUUGAGCGCGGCUAUCGCCGACUAUGCCGCCGGGCUGUGGCGACGACAGACUACCAUUUACAGCCAAGAGGAUUUGCUUCCCGCGAAGACAGAUGGAAUUAUGAACAAACUCCACCAGGAGGUCAGAAAUGCUGUCCAUAGAAGUCUCAGCGAGCCCCCGGACGCCCCUAAGGAUAAACGCCCUGCCCAAAGGCGGGAGACUGUUGAGCCAAGGAUUUCCGAAACUCGGCCUUCUCCCCCAGUUUUCGGACCCCAUCUUCCCGUGAUUGAGGAAGACGGUUCUCCCGCGCCCUCCCCGACCACCGAGAAGCAAUCCCGGGGGAAAAGGAAGAUCAAUCGGACCAGAUCAGUACGGAGAUUAAUCGUGUUAUUCAAGUUCGCGUCGAUUAAUUCGUACUUAAGUACCAACUCCAAGAUUAAUUUAAGGAUACCCUGUGGGCGGAAUUUGAUAAGACGAAGUAUUGCACCUAUCUCUGGGUUUAUCUCGUCUUCGACCAUUUGAAGACCCUCGUCUUAAGCGAUGCCUUGAAGGGGAUAGUUCAAGGGUUUAAGACUGCUAUCGAAAAGCUUCCGAGGACAGUGGAGGAUGUAUAUGAA